AUGUUUCAAUACAAUCGAGAUCUGGCCGCAAGGAGCAUUGAGUGGACCCCACGACGGCUAUGUUUUGUUGAGGCCUGGAGCUUCCCUGGGGUCAGCGCGGCAACCCCCUGGAAUUUCCGCCAUGGGUUUCUGGAACCCCAGCAGGUUGAAGAAUGGAUCUACCAGACCGGGAGCUUCGCCAUCCCCGCUUCCCCACCUUCCGUCGGCAGGCCGGACGGAGGUAUCCGAUUGUUGGCUUGCGAUUACACCUUGUUCAGGAGGGCCUCCCUCGGAAUGACUCGCGAUGACUUUGAGCUGGUCGAGUCAAUAUUUGGACUUCAUCCAGCCACCCUUCCCGCGCUGGAGGUGGGUAGUGGGACAUGCUCGAGACAUUUCGACGUUACACAACAGAGGAAUAAAUUAUCGAUUAUUCUGAAAGCGCCCCAAAAAUAUGAGCUUGGCAAUUUCAUGUUGUCCCUCGCUCAUGACAUCAACUCGCGCUGGACAACUGCAUUGCUGGCUGGUGAGUCAAUACUCGACGGGUAUACCCAUUUAGACGACAUUUCAGUGCUGCCCCAUGCAUCGUACUCGCCUUGUGCUAUCAUUCGAGCAUGCCUCGCCCCGUCAACUGCUUUGUGGAACGAACCUCUUACGCUUCCAUGCAUCAUGCUCAACGAUCACCUGAAGAGGCUACAGCAAUUCAGCAGUGGCGACCUAACCCGGCGUGUCACAUACAUAGAGGAGCAGCUAGGGGUGACCAAGGUCGGUCGGAGGAGUUCAAAGACGUUGACGCAUACGCCUGGAGCCACGGGAAAGCCAGUAGAAAGACCACAAGCUGAAUGGCUUACCACACAAAUAAACACUCAGCUAACAAGGUUACUGUUUACUGCGCGAGGACCGAAGUGGAAUUAUGAGGCCGCCACGCAGCUUAUCGAUAUUCAGAAAGAACUGCUUGGCAGCAGAGCCGAGGCUUUCGGCUUGAGCAGUGAGGUGCUACAGAUGUUGGAGCACAAUGUCAGCCUUGCAAAGUCAAUGGAGGAUCAUGUCCUCGGGUUGCAAAAGCGACUGGAGCUACAGCUCAAUGUGUUGUAUAGUUUUGUUGCUCAAACGGACAAUCGACUCAGUGCGCGCCUUGCAGCAGUAGCCGGGAGAGAUAGCACCUCAAUGAAGAUCCUGGCUUUUAUCACGACUAUUUUUCUUCCAGGAAGCUAUGUUGCUACUUUAUUUUCUAUGAACAUGUUCAACUGGGAAGAGGCGGCAUCGGACACUGUUUCGCCUCGGUUCUGGAUCUAUUGGGUAGUUGCAGCCCCUCUCACGCUUCUCACACUCGGCGGAUGGGCGUUAUGGUGGAGUUUCGAAAAGCACCGGUACGAUCAACAUUUGGAAGAAACCGUCAAGCAUGCGAGCGAAAUCAAAACUCCACCGUGGUGGCGAAGACUGCUAAAAAGCGACGACGGGCUGGGUGGGGAAGCGCACGGUUCGGGUGUGGUGAUCAAUGUUGGCGACGGAGGAGAGAUACGGAGCGUUGUACGGGAAGGCUCUCGAGAAAGGACUGCAUCGCGGGGCGGUGGGCGCGGUGGACGUGCAGUAAGGAGAUCUGACCGGUCAAGUAUGUCGAGUAAAUAA
Molecule: messenger RNA, 1605 nt
Organism: Aspergillus calidoustus
Lineage: Eukaryota; Fungi; Ascomycota; Eurotiomycetes; Eurotiales; Aspergillaceae
Source: the annotation of a GenBank genome assembly